GUGGUGUGUGUGCGCUGCAUUAACAACGCAAAUACAAAGUGUACCUUGCUAUGUUAGCCACUAAGGAGCCCUCUAACGUCAGUUGGCAAUUAAAAGUAUAGUUUUUGAGAAAUGGAAAAUGACAUUUAGUGCAGUAAAUUAACGAAAGCAGCCUCUCUGUAUAGUCCGACACGUUGGGAUUUUGCGGUUUUAGUCCCUCUUUGAUUUAAAACAAGGUGCAGUUGAAGAGAUACCUCUUGCUUGGUGUCCAGAGCAGUUGAGGCACUCACUUCAGCAGAUCCAGAAAAUGUUAGAGAAAUGAUAGCAGGGCAGGAAUUGCACUCAGAGAUUCAAUUCCCUCAAGAGGCAGACGCUCAGUUGUCCUCAGAUACUGACCUUGAGGACCCUGAUGGCAAAAAUGCAAAGGCGGGAAAGGGCAUGGCAGGAAAGAAAGGGAGGAAGGCCCUUGGAGAGAAGGCCAAAGGUGGGGGAGCAGGGAGGGGCCUUGGUCUUGGCUGGAUGAAUGGCCAUCAUCAGGAGAACGGGAUGGAGAAUAUGACCCUAUUUGAGGUGGUUAAAACGGGGAAGAGUGCCACACAGUCUGUCGUUGAUGACUGGAUUGAGGCCUACAAACAUGACAGGGACGUUGCUCUCUUGGAUUUAAUAAACUUUUUCAUUCAGUGCUCCGGCUGUAAAGGUGCUGUGAGUGGAGAGAUGUUCAGCCACAUGCAGAACUCUGAGAUCAUUCGUAAAAUGACAGAGGAGUUUGAUGAGGACAGUGGUGACUAUCCAUUAAGUAUGUCAGGGCCACAAUGGAAGAAAUUCAAAAUAAGUUUCUGUGACUUCAUUGCGGUUCUGGUGCGUCAGUGUCAGUACAGCAUCAUCUAUGAUGAGUAUAUGAUGGACACAGUCAUCUCGCUGCUCACAGGCCUGUCUGACUCACAGGUCAGGGCGUUCAGACAUACAAGCACACUUGGAGCCAUGAAGUUGAUGACAGCUUUGGUGAACGUCGCUCUGAACCUGAGCAUCAACAUGGACAACACACAGAGACAGUACGAGGCGGAGAGGAACAAAGUUGCUGCAAAAAGGGCCAAUGAUAGGCUGGAGCUGCUGUUACAGAAGCGGAAAGAGCUACAAGAAAAUCAAGAUGAAAUUGAAAACAUGAUGAAUGCAAUUUUCAAAGGAGUGUUUGUCCACAGAUACCGUGACGCUAUUGCUGAAAUUCGAGCUAUUUGUAUUGAGGAGAUUGGAGUGUGGAUGAAGUUGUACAGUGAUGCCUUCCUCAAUGACAGUUACCUGAAGUACGUUGGCUGGACGAUGCAUGACAAGCAAGGUGAGGUGCGAUUGAAGUGCCUGACUGCCCUGCAAGGCCUCUUCUACAGCAGAGAUCUUGGUGUUCGACUGGAGCUCUUCACAAGUCGCUUCAAGGACCGCAUUGUGUCUAUGACUCUUGAUAAGGAAUAUGAUGUUGCAGUGCAAGCCAUUAAACUUCUGACACUUGUCUUACAGAGUAGUGAUGAGAUCCUGACUGCAGAGGAUUGUGAGAGUGUAUAUCACCUGGUUUACUCAGCACAUCGGCCCAUCGCUGUUUCAGCAGGAGAAUUUCUUUUUAAGAAACUCUUUAGUCAUCGAGGUCCAGAGGAGGAGGGGUUACCCAGGAGGGGCAGGCAGAGCCUCAAUGGCAGCCUUAUCAAAACUACUGUCUUCUUCUUCUUGGAGAGUGAGCUGCAUGAACAUGGCGCGUACUUGGUGGACAGUUUAUGGGAGUGUGCGUCAGAGCUGCUGAAGGAUUGGGAGACUAUGAUUAGCCUGUUGCUGGAUGAGCCCAUGCAAGGGGAAGAAGCACUGACUGAUCGGCAAGAGACGGCUCUGGUUGAAAUCAUGCUCUGUGCCAUUAGGCAGGCAUGUGAAUGCCAUCCUCCUGUGGGCAGGGCCACAGGAAAGAGGGUCCUGACUGCAAAGGAGAAGAAAACACAGCUGGAUGACCGGACACGGAUCACAGAGAUGUUUGCCGUUGCGUUGCCUCUGUUACUGGCAAAGUACUGUGUCGAUAUUGAUAAGGUGACCAAUUUGCUACAAAUACCAAAGUACUUUGAUCUUGACAUCUACACAACUGGUCGGUUAGAAAAGCAUUUGGAUGCCUUGUUGCGGCAAAUCUGGGAAGUAGUGGAUAAGCACACUGACUCUGAAGUCCUGGAGGCCUGCUCUACCACCUACCAUUAUCUCUGUAACGAGGAGUUCACCAUCUACAACCGUGUGGACAUUGCCCGCUCCCAGCUUCUCGAUGAGCUUGUAGACAAGUUCAAUAGGCUCCUGGAAGACUUCCUGCAAGAAGGUGAAGAACCAGAUGAUGAUGACGUCUACCAGGUUUUAUCUACAAUCAAGAAGAUCAGUGCUUUCCACAAUGCACAUGACCUUUCCAAGUGGGAUCUCUUCACCAGCAACUACAGACUUCUCAAUACAGGUCUGCAGAAUGGGGAUAUGCCUGAACAGAUUGUGGUUCAAGCAAUGCAGUGCACACAUUACGUCAUCCUGUGGCAUCUAGCAAAGGUUUCAGAGGGCAGUUCUUUAAAGGGAGAUACGGUGACCUUGAGGAAGCAGAUGAGAGCCUACUCAUUAAUGUGUCAGCGUUAUCUAAACAGUGUCAACACAGCAGUCAAGGAGCAGGCCUUCACCAUACUAUGUGACCUGCUACUGAUCUUCAGUCACCAAAUCAUGUCUUCAGGCCGGGAACAACUUGAGACACUGGUCUAUACACCAGACUCUUCUUUGCAGGCAGAGCUGCUCAACUUUAUCCUUGAUCAAGUGUUCAUUGAUCAGGAUGACGACAACAACAGCACAGAUGGACAUCAUGAUGAUGAAGCAAGCAAAAUCGAGGCUCUGCACAAGCGAAGGAACCUCCUAGCUGCCUAUUGCAAAUUAAUUGUUUACAAUGUUGUAGAAAUAAACACUGGAGCAGAUAUUUUCAAACAGUACAUGAGGUAUUACAACGAUUAUGGUGAUAUCAUCAAAGAAACAAUGAGCAAAACACGACAAAUUGACAAAAUCCAAUAUGCAAAAACACUCAUACUCAGCCUUCAAAAGUUAUUUAAUGAGAUGUUGUCUGAACUUGGCUUCAAUAUCGACCGCUCAUCAUCAGCCUUCUGUGGCAUUAAAGAGCUUGCCCGACGCUUCUCGUUAACUUUUGGUUUGGAUCAGAUGAAGACCAGGGAGGCUAUUGCCAUGUUACAUAAGGAUGGGAUUGAGUUUGCAUUUAAAGAACCAAGUCCCCAAGGAGAGGGGAGUCCACCACUUCAUCUAGCAUUUUUGGAUGUCUUGAGUGAAUUCUCGAGCAAACUACUUCGACAGGACAAGCGAACAGUUCACAUGUACCUGGAGCGAUUCAUGACGUUUCAGAUGUCUCUGCAAAGAGAGGAUUGCUGGUUGCCCCUCAUCUCCUACAGGAACUCCCUGCAGGCAGGUGGAGAUGAUGACACCAUGUCUGUUAUUAGUGGCAUCAGCAGUCGGGGGUCCACCAUGAGGAGUAAAAAGUCCAAGCCAGCCACAGCUAGCAAAAGGAAACCUCCUGAAGCAGAAGAGAACAGCUGCAGCAGUAGUGAUGGGAUGUGGAUGAACCGGGAGCAGAACGUGCAGACGCCAGUGAUGAUGCCUUCUCCCCACCUCACCUCGACUGUACUGAGGGAUCCAAAGAAGAUGAGGCCAGACGACAGCUACACAACUGCAUACACCAUGCCAACAGAUCAGCAUCCCCAUCAGCCUGUGCCUCCCCAGCAGCAGUCACACCAGCACCACCAGGCUGCCAUUGAUUACAACACACAGGUUACGUGGAUGUUGACACAAAGGCAACAAGCUGAGGCCCGUCAGCAGCAAGAGCGAGUUAAUAUGCAGUAUACUAAGAUGAGGAAUCACAUGCAGCAAGCAAUUCGUAGAGGCUCUGGACUCAUGGAGGAUGAUGAGGAGCCAAUAGUGGAGGAUGUGAUGAUGUCAUCCGAAGACCGCUUAGAGGACAUCAAUGAGGGCAUGGAUUUUGACACAAUGGACAUCGAUUUGCCGGCGUCAAAGAAUCGCAGAGAAAGAACGGAACUAAAGCCAGAUUACUUUGAUCCUUCUUCCAUCAUGGAUGAUUCGGUUCUCAAUGUUUCGAUGUACUGAAACAAGAUAGGAUCGAGAAAAAUAAGAGCUGAGCAGAAUGGACUAUUAUGAAUGGUUUUGUGAGACACCAAUGUUUGCCUCGAUAACAAUUUGCCAACACUUUGAGGGAGAGCUUGAAUUUUAAUUUUAUUCUGAUAUUUUCACACACCACACUUCAAUCACAGGUUUUUUUUUUCAGUUGCUCUAAAAAUAACUUGAUGUUAGCUUUAACUAAGGUGAGGCUGUUUGUGCCAGUACAGACACUAUGUCGCAGGUGACUGAAAAUCAGAUUAACAAUUUGUACCUUAAAUAUUUUUAUUCAGCUGACAAAAAAUGUGUGAUGUACAUACAUACUGGCCAAUAUAUAGGUGAGGUGAACACAGUUUUAUGACCACCAAUAGAUGGAAAUCAAAUAUCCCUGCAAAAAUAAUACUACCUUUAUGAAGCUUUUAGCAUUCACUAAAAACAUUGCACUUUGUCAGAUGGUUGGUAAUUCAUCUCUGGUAAUUCAACAGCCAUAUUUAAAGAAAAAAAUCGUCUUCGACUCAAAUCAAUGCCUCUGUUACACAGUCUAAACAGAAAUCUUUGUAAGACAACAGUGUAAGCUUCAGAAAUCAGCAUCAAUUGCAGGGCUUUUAAAUUUGACUGCAUUACAUUGUAAAGCUGUUAAUGAAAUAGUGUUCACUUGAUGUAUUUUUAAACUAUAGAUUUCCGCAUGGCAUGUAGCCAUAUAUUGAAACAUGUACACAGUAAAGUAUAAUGUGAACUGAUGUCUCAUACUGUUCAAAGGCCUUGCCACAAAUGAUAUAUGGCAUUUUCAGAUUUCUUUGUGAUGGUAUUUUUUAGAAAUGUAUGUGCUCUGCUUUUAUACCUUGUAGAUGACUUUGAUUUAUAGAUAUUUUGUAAUGACAAUCAAAUGUAAAUGAAUGGUUUCUAAUCAUGUUAUUUCACACAGAUGCUGAAAUAAUGGUUUUAAAUGAAAAUUAUUGUGUUUUAAAUAUGGCCAUCUGUUUGUAUUUUCUUUUCAUCUCUAAUGGAUGGAUGAAAAAGUAAUUGCUUACUGCAAUUGCUCAAAUGUAGUAAUUUGACAAAUUGAUAAUUGCAUGUAAAGUUAUUUUUUAAUAAUAGACAUUCACAAUGUCGUACAUGAAAUUUGAUCUCAUCUUCAAACAUGUAAUCUCCUAUAUCUUGAAUAUUUUUCUUCACUGUAUAUUAUCAAAUAUCCACUAACACAGAUAUUCCAUAAUUGCAGUCUUUUAAAGAAAGGGUUUGAAAAUAGAUGAGGUUGUGAAGUGUUCCAUUUAAGUUUUCCCCCCUUGUUUUCUAGUGUGUAGAAAAGAUUAUGUCAAAAAACCAAUUAAUUGGUGUACCACUGUGUGUGUGUGUGUGUGUGUUUAAGAGUUAAAGGAUUAUUAUAAAUUAAGACGUAAUAGAGUUAUUCAGUAAAAUAGAAUUGCAUAUGAUACAGAUACAAAUGUGUAAUAUAUUGUGAAUCGGUGCUCAUUUUAUAUUUGCAGUUUGUGAUUGAUUGAAAUUCUAGGAAAAGUUUAAGAAAUGUAACUUUUCAGAGUUCUUCUACCAAUUGCAAGUAUGGAUACAGUCAGUUUUUUGUUUGUUUGUUUGUUUGUUUUGUGCAGAUUGUUGCGAUAUUUCUUUACCUGUGCGUUGGCCUGGUUGGCAGAUUGGGAUUUUAUGAAAAAGAUUGUAUCCAUGUUGCAGUUUGUAAUCCCUACACAAUCUCACAAUCACCUUGAUAAAGUGGUUACAUGGUCGUAAACAUUAUCACAUACAUACUUACCAUGUGAGGCAGGUGAAAAGAAACAUGUCUUAAAAUUUGACCUGUGAUCAUUUGAUUAUAAAUCGUUUCUGGGUUUUUUUUGCAUUGAACUGCUGAAAAUGUGCAUAUGUCUGUAUGUUAACACAUAUUUAAAUAUAUGUCUAUAUUAAAUUUGUGUUUGUGUUCUAUUUACAAAGUGCCCUUUGCAUCCUUCUAAGAUAUGUGUUUGUCUGGAGGUGUAUCAUGAAAGAAUAAACCAUCUGUCACCAAAUGA
Molecule: messenger RNA, 6161 nt
Organism: Solea senegalensis (Senegalese sole)
Lineage: Eukaryota; Metazoa; Chordata; Actinopteri; Pleuronectiformes; Soleidae
Gene: stag2a
Product: stromal antigen 2a
Exons: 34
Coding region: 298-4131 (1277 amino acids)
Biological process (GO): sister chromatid cohesion
Cellular component (GO): cohesin complex; chromatin; nucleus
Molecular function (GO): chromatin binding
Source: RefSeq, a predicted model, not a curated record